UAAUGUAUGGUUCUUCAUUGAUGCUUUUGCUUAAAAAAUCUUUAUGCUCUUCAGUUAAAAUAGAUCUUUUAUCUCCACCUUUUGGUUUGAGAACAACUCGAUCUUCCAUAUCAAAUCAUUUUACAAUGUCAUGCACAGUUGAAUGUGGAAUUC
This is a messenger RNA of Cetraspora pellucida, 153 nucleotides long. The record is from the annotation of a GenBank genome assembly. NCBI's taxonomy places the organism in Eukaryota, Fungi, Glomeromycota, Glomeromycetes, Diversisporales, Gigasporaceae.